Messenger RNA from Eubalaena glacialis (North Atlantic right whale), 1266 nucleotides. Its product is annotated as epidermal retinol dehydrogenase 2-like. Gene Ontology annotation, molecular function: all-trans-retinol dehydrogenase (NAD+) activity. The record is from RefSeq and is a predicted model, not a curated record. NCBI's taxonomy places the organism in Eukaryota, Metazoa, Chordata, Mammalia, Artiodactyla, Balaenidae. The transcript has 7 exons. Gene Ontology annotation, cellular component: lipid droplet. The coding region runs from base 127 to 1056 and encodes 309 amino acids. Gene Ontology annotation, biological process: retinol metabolic process; retinal metabolic process.
CUCAGGCGGCGCGGGGAUAAAUCCGGAGCCUCGCGAGGCUGAGAGCCAGUGACGCGGGACCCGCGGCGGAGCAGACGGACUUCUCGGCCGCAGCGAGGGCAGCGCGUACCGGGUGUCAGCCAGAACAUGCCGCCCAACCUGAACUCAGUCAAGAACUUGUUCGUUUUCUUAGGAAAAUCAGUGUUUGCCCUUCUGGAGGUUAUGGUUUUUACCUUAAUCCCAAGGCCACAGAAGAGUGUUGCUGGUGAAAUCGUACUUAUAACAGGCUCUGGGAGUGGACUUGGAAGGCUCUUAGCCCUCAAAUUUGCCCGCCUUGGAUCGGUGCUUGUUCUCUGGGAUGUCAGCCAGGAGGGGAAUGAGGAGACCAGCAAGAUGGCUCGGGAAGCUGGAGCCACAAAGGUUUAUGCCUAUACCUGUGAUUGCAGCCGGAAGGAGGAAGUGUAUAGAGUGGCCGAUCAGGUUAAGAAAGAAGUUGGAGACGUUUCAAUCCUCAUCAACAAUGCCGGAAUCGUAACAGGCAGAAAGUUCCUCGACUGCCCAGAUGAGCUUAUGGAAAAGUCUAUCGAUGUGAAUUUCAAAGCACAUUUAUGGACUUAUAAAGCCUUUCUACCUGCUAUGAUCGCUAAUGACCAUGGACAUCUGGUCUGCAUUUCAAGUACAGCUGGAUUAAUUGGAGUAAAUGGGCUGGCCGAUUAUUGUGCAACUAAAUUUGCAGCCUUUGGAUUUGCUGAAUCGGUAUUUAUGGAAACAUUUGCCAAGAAACAAAAUGGGAUCAAAACCACUAUUGUGUGCCCAUUUUUUAUCAACACUGGAAUGUUUGACGGUUGUACUACUGGCUGUCCUUUUCUGUUACCGAUUCUGGAACCAGAAUAUGCAGCCAGGAAGAUAGUAGAUGCUAUCCUGCAAGACAAACCGUACUUAUAUAUGCCAAGAUUUAUGUACUUCAUAGUGUUUUUAAAAAGUUUCUUGCCCCUCAAGCUUGGAAUGCUUUUGGCUGAGUAUAUGGGUAUCUUUAAUUCAAUGGAUGGCUUCUCUGGCCAUAAGAAGAAAGACUGAAGACCAACUCUGGCUGAUGUCACCUGAUGCCCAAAGUUACAUAAUGUGUGUUUCAAUGAAGAAGUGUCUUUGUCCGACAGAAUGUAUCUGGAAACCACAAGUUCUUCGUCUGCUGUCCGGACUAGUAUUUUCAACCAAUGCCUUUGAACAUAAUGUUGUGUACUGCUUUUUGGUUGAGUAUUUUAAAUUAAAAAAAAGAAAAAAAACAGC